Messenger RNA from Abrus precatorius (Indian licorice), 1889 nucleotides. Its product is annotated as omega-6 fatty acid desaturase, endoplasmic reticulum isozyme 2. Gene Ontology annotation, biological process: lipid metabolic process. The transcript is spliced from 2 exons. Gene Ontology annotation, molecular function: oxidoreductase activity, acting on paired donors, with oxidation of a pair of donors resulting in the reduction of molecular oxygen to two molecules of water. The record is from RefSeq and is a predicted model, not a curated record. Bases 119 to 1270 code for a protein of 383 amino acids. NCBI's taxonomy places the organism in Eukaryota, Viridiplantae, Streptophyta, Magnoliopsida, Fabales, Fabaceae.
UAAAUACUCCCCCUCUACCCUCUCCUCACCCUUGCCCCCUCUCUCACACCCUCUUCUUCACACAAUUUCUGAGGUGUCUCAACAAACCUUCUCGUUCACACUUUCAGGUUGCGUGAAGAUGGGGGCUGGUGGCCGAACCUCUGCUCCUCCUUCCAACAGGAAGUCAGAGGCUGAUACUGUCAAGCGAGUGCCAUUUGCAAAACCUCCGUUCAGUCUCAGCCAGAUCAAGAAGGCCAUUCCACCUCAUUGUUUUCAGCGCUCUGUUCUCCGUUCAUUCUCCUAUGUCAUUUAUGACCUCACCAUUGCUUUCUGCCUCUAUUACGUUGCCACCCAUUACUUCCACCACCUUCCUCGCCCUCUCUCUCUCUUGGCCUGGCCAAUCUACUGGGCUGUCCUAGGUUGCAUCCUCACCGGCGUUUGGGUUAUUGCCCAUGAGUGUGGCCACCAUGCAUUCAGUGACUACCAGUUGCUUGAUGAUAUUGUUGGCCUUGUUCUCCACUCUGCUCUUCUAGUCCCUUACUUUUCAUGGAAAUACAGCCAUCGCCGCCACCACUCCAACACCGGUUCUCUUGAGCGGGAUGAAGUGUUUGUUCCGAAGCAGAAGUCCCGUAUGAAGUGGUACUCUAAAUACCUUAACAAUCCACCAGGCAGAGUCCUCACACUUGCUAUCACCCUCACUCUGGGUUGGCCCAUGUAUUUGGCUUUUAAUGUUUCAGGUAGACCUUACGAAAGGUUCGCUUGCCACUAUGACCCUUAUGGUCCCAUCUACUCCGAUCGUGAACGCCUUCAAAUAUAUAUAUCAGAUGUGGGAGUACUUGCAGUAUGCUAUGGGCUUUUCCAUCUUGUCAUGGCAAAAGGGCUUGCCUGGGUUGUGUGUGUUUAUGGAGUUCCAUUGCUGGUGGUCAAUGGAUUUUUGGUGUUGAUUACAUAUUUGCAGCAUACACACCCUGCUUUACCACAUUAUGAUUCGUCUGAGUGGGACUGGUUGAGAGGAGCAUUAGCAACAGUGGAUAGAGAUUAUGGAAUCCUGAACAAGGUCUUCCACAAUAUUACCGACACUCAUGUGGCGCAUCACUUGUUCUCCACUAUGCCACAUUAUCAUGCAAUGGAGGCCACAAAGGCAAUCAAGCCAAUUUUGGGAGAAUAUUAUCGCCUUGACGAGACCCCAAUUUACAAGGCAAUGUGGAGAGAGGCAGGAGAAUGUAUUUAUGUUGAGCCAGAUCAAAGUAAUCAGAGCAAAGGUGUAUUUUGGUACAACAAUAAGUUGUGAUCAUUAGAGCUGCUGUGGCUUCUCCUCCAUCAGGUGGGAAGGUUUGAACUUUCCAAGUGCUUGCUUAUUGGGAAUAUUUUUUUUUUGAACCCUGUUUUUGGUAGUAGUAGUAACAAGACGGUAGCAUAGCUGUUUUGUUUGCAGAAUAAGAUAUAGCAUCUCUGAACAGUUCGAUUACUGCACACAAGAUUUGAAGUCGGUGCUUUUGGACCAAGUUUCUCUAUGUAGUGCCGAUCUGUUUAUCUAUUGGGAAGCUUGUUCUUAUAUUUCAAGUCAUAUGCUAAUUCUGUGAUUGACUCAGGAUUCUGAACCUUGUCUGUUAUUUCUCAAGGUCGUUCCAAGUCAUUAGUAUCUAAAUGUUUAGAUUUACUACUAUCGAGUGAUUUAGUUUUCAAAUUUGCCAGAGGGCGUACAUGAUUAAGAUUAGCUUUAUCAACUAGUUUUCCUAAGGUUGAGGGGACAAAUAUAUGAAUUAUGUGGUGAAAGUGUACUGGUGUGCUUCGUGCUAUUUAAAAUAUAGCUUCAGCUUUCAACUUUAUUAAAAUUCUUUUUUCUCUUAUGGAUGUGAUAAAUUACAAAAUUCAUAAAAAAGACAAUACAACUUGGGGAUUAAAAAAAA